Messenger RNA from Sceloporus undulatus (fence lizard), 2717 nucleotides. RefSeq names its product TUB like protein 2 (gene TULP2). The transcript is spliced from 15 exons. Bases 214 to 2040 code for a protein of 608 amino acids. The record is from RefSeq and is a predicted model, not a curated record. Gene Ontology annotation, biological process: protein localization to cilium. Gene Ontology annotation, cellular component: cilium. Lineage: Eukaryota; Metazoa; Chordata; Lepidosauria; Squamata; Phrynosomatidae.
GACAGACAAAGCUGAUUAAGCAAGAGAGGCUGUGUGAUGCUGGUUUGGUGGGGGAGGAGGAACAGCUCACCCCCCCCCCUUUCCUUGCUGGCCUGCCUUUGCUAGCUGCAGUUUGAAGCAGCGUCAGAACUGGAGAAAAAGAAAUAAAAGAUAGGACUUGGCCUUAGCCUUGCAUGUCUGAGAUUUGAGAGGCUGGGAUUGUUUAAGAAGAGGAUGGAGCUAGACCCUACUCCAGUUCAAUUAUCGCCAAGACAUAUAAGCAAUGGCAACGAUGAGGCAGCAUUCAUCCGGAAGCAGAAACUGGAAUUCCAGCGCCAUAUCAUCGAAAAGAAGCAACGUCGCAAGCGCCAAGAGCCACUUAUGGUUCAGGCCAAUACAGAUGCCAAGGUGAAGGGACGCUCUGGGAGGCGUAAGGCUGAGGAGCGCAUCCCACUCAUGGAAUCUUGCAGUGAACACAGCCUGUGUAACAGUACAAACAACCCCUUCCUAGUGGAAUCUGUCCCAGAAGCCCAUCUUGGUGCACAUAUGUGGGGCAACUCUGUACAGAUGAACCGGACACAGAACUGUGGUCAAGGGGAAAGCCAGACAGUCUGUUCAGAUUUCUUUGAUGAGGCAGAGCUUGAGGUGGCCAUUUUGGAAGAAACCCAGCCAAUUAACAAGAAUGAAUCAGCUCCCAAGACUGGCUGGCUGGCGAAACAGAGAGAAGCAGGACGAUCCAAUGCCCAGCGGCGGAACCAAGUUUCCAAAUCAAAGAAAGAAGUCUUGUCCCCAAGACAGAAGACUCCAUCUGCCAUAGUGGACACAAAAGGAAAAAGUCCUGGGUGCAAAUCUAAGACACAAAAAUCAAAGAAGGAACCCUUAUCCCCAAUACCAGCGGCUCCAUCAGUCCUUACAGAUAUGGAAGUUUUCAAGAAUGGCCCCAAUACAGAAGAUGUGGAGUCUACAGACUCAAAAGAUGCCAAUGAUGAAAGAUGUGAUGUCCAUACCUUCCACAGCAACUCUGAAAGUGAGGAGGAGUCAUCCCAGGAGCUGUCCAUAUCAUCCUCAGCCCUGAAGAAAUCCCGGAACUGGAUGCUUUCCCACAGAGGGUCUCUCACCAAUGGAAGGAGAAGCCAGAGUGAUGAUGAGGAAGAUGAGGAUGAAGAUGAGGAGGAGGAGGAGAAGGAAGAAUUCAAAGGCGAGGAGCAAGACAUCCUCGAACGGGUCAUGUACAUCCCUAAGGAGUCUCCAAGUGGGGAAUCCAGCACCCCAUUGUCUGUCAAGGUGGAUGACGUUGAAGAAUUCAUCCUGAAACCUGCUCCUCAGGGCCACAUUAUCCAAUGUCGCAUCACACGGGACAGGAAAGGAAUGGACAAGGGCAUCUUCCCUUUCUACUAUUUGCAUCUUGAGAUGGAAAAUGGAAAGAAGCGUUUCCUCAUGUCUGGGCGGAAAAGGAAAAAAAGCAAGACCUCUAACUACCUCAUUUCCUUAGACCCCAUUGAUCUGUCACGGGAUGGAGACAACUUCAUUGGAAAAAUCAGAUCCAAUGUACUGGGAACUAAGUUUACUGUGUUUGACAACGGGAUCAAUCCAGACAAGAAACCUUUUGUUCCAGAAACAGCCCAGUUGCGGCAAGAGCUGGUUGCCAUUUGCUAUGAAACCAAUGUUUUGGGGUUUAGGGGCCCACGAAAAAUGACAGUGAUCAUUCCUGGCAUGAACUCAGAUAAUGAGAGGAUCUGCAUCCGUCCUAAAAAUGAACACGAGACCUUACUUAUCCGAUUCCGAAACCGGAACAUGCAGAACCUGAUCAAACUCCAGAACAAGAUGCCAGCUUGGAACGAGGAGACCCAGUCGUAUGUGCUCAACUUCCAUGGGCGUGUCACACAGGCAUCUGUCAAAAAUUUCCAGAUCAUCUCAGAAGAUAACUCUGACUACAUUGUGCUACAGUUUGGUCGCGUGGCACCCGAUGUCUUCACCAUGGAUUACCAGUACCCACUCUGCGCACUUCAGGCAUUUGCCAUCUGCUUGUCCAGCUUUGAUGGGAAACUUGCUUGCGAGUAGAAGGCCAAUCCAAUGAACUCCAGUUGUCGAAAUCCCUCUGGUUUUGUUGCAGAUUGCUUCCUGCUGCUUCAUAAAACUGGACAAUCCAAUACUUUUUUUAGUACUGCCUACCUUUGAACCUCUGACCUUCCCAUCCCUUGUCAGGUUGGACCUCCACAUGACUUGUUACUGUUAAGCUGCCAUGUUUGGCUUCCUUUUGCUCUGCCUCCAUUUAAGCUCUGUCAAGACAAGACAGCCUUGUGCUUUCCUAGAACCCUUGACUUCUCAUCUUCCCAUUUGUUUCUGCUUUUUUUCCAUUUGCUCUUUGACUUUCCCCACACUCAACCUCAUAUGCUCAGCUGUACAACUUAAUAUUUGAACUUCAUGACUUUGGUUCAGGCUUGUUAGGCUCUAAAAUCCCUCCUAGCCAUCCUUUCAAAACAGUACCCAUCUACUAAGGAAACAGACCAUCUCACCCGAUGUGGACCACAGCUCUGUUACUUGAAGAAACAGCAGACACCAAAAGAAGAGUCAUUUCUGCCAGCUUCACAAAUUCAGAACAAGAAAAGAGGCACCCAUGUUGAUGGGAAGUGGCAGCCAUUUUAAAAUACAAACGGAAGCUGCAACCCCCACCCAUCUUCUUUUCUAUAUCAAAAUUGGGUAACAGAUUGGAAAUAAAGUUUACCCAGAAAUCAAAA